AUGAAUUUUCAAUCAAUUGGUUGUCAAACGAGCGAUGAAUUCAUUAAUGAAGAGUUGAUUCAAAGAGAAGACAAUACAAGACAUGAAACACAAGACAAUAGAGAGAAGACAAGCGCUGAAGAAGUGGUCGACUCUGAAGAUAAUGAAUCAAAUGAUAGCAUCGAUUGUCAUAUUAAUGAUGAGAUAAACGUUGGAAGUGAUACCGAAGACAAUGAAGACAACAAUGAUAUGAAUGAGAACUUGAAUAAUAAAACUAAUGAAUUAAAUGAUAAUUUAAGUGAUAAUCAAAGAGGGAGUGAAUUGAACACAACAUAUGAUACACGGAAACGAAAGUACACUUUUAUGAUCAACAUAUCGGAAGAAUAUGGACGCGCUAUGAGUGACAAUUCAGACGAUGAAUGGAUGGCUGGGAUACGGACCACACGGGGAUCGGACGGGAAGUAUGUGUGCGGUCUUAAGGACUGCGGGAAGUCAUUCACCGAUCACUCGCUUCUAGUGAUGCAUGUGUUCAGUCAUUUGAACGCUAGGAUGAAGAAGUUAAUGAAGUUUAAGAGGAGACCCGACGGCCAAUACGUCUGUUGUCAAAGGGGUUGCGAUGCCAUCCAUGAAGAUAUCGCUGCCCUCCGGGUCCACCAAAUGUCACAUUUGGGAGGCGAAGACAAUGAGGACAACAAUAAUCAUACGAAUGAAGCGUCAGUUAUGAAGAGAAGUGAAUUGAACGCAACGACAGAUAUUACUCGUAAACCUAAUGGUAAACGAAAGUACACUUCAAUGUAUAGCGAUGUGAAUGACAGCGAAGCGCAGGAAUAUGGACGCGAUUUUAGUGACAAUUCUGAUGAAAAACAGUUGUGUGAUAAACAACUGCUAAAGACUUCCGAUGGGAAAUACGUGUGCGAUUACAGGGGCUGUGGACUGCAGUUUAGUUAUUCUUGGGGUCUGAGAGUCCACUAUUAUAAGCAUUUGAACGCAAAGACCAAGAAAUCAAUGGUAUUUGAGAUGCAGACUGACGGCCGAUUCGAGUGUCUAAUGACCGAUACGUGUUAUCCGAAAUAUAAAAACUUCGUUGACCUCCGGGCGCACCAAAUGUCACACUUGAACCUACCGUUUGCUGACUAUUGCGACACCGAUUUGAGUGAUAAUCAAAUGGACGACAAUUCGGACGACGAAUGGAUUGUUGGGAAACCUGUGCGGAAGGAACCGAAUGGGAACUACCGGUGCGACUACAGGGGCUGUGGAUUGCAAUUUAGUUUCUCAUUUGGUCUAAGAACCAAGAAAUCAAUGUUAUAUUCGCGGUAUGGAUGGUCUGGUAUCGGGCCAUUCAUGUGUUAUAUGUGCCGCUGUCACCCCUCCCACACAGACGUGCGUCAACUCCGGGCCCACCAAAUGUCACACUUGAGAGACCCGUCGGAAGACUAUUUCGGUUCGAGUGAUGAAGAAAUGGACGACAAAUCGGGCGAUGAAUGUAUGGCUGGUAUACGGAUGCGAAAGGCAUCGGACGGCGAGUACGUGUGCGGCCAUAAAGACUGCGGCAAAUCAUUGACCGAUCACUCGCUUCUACCGAAGCACGCGUUCAAUCAUUUGGACGUCAGGACACAGAGAGAGCUGACCCACAGGAAGAGAUCCGACGGCUUAUAUGUGUGUCAAUCGGACGCUUGCGAUGUGCUCUACAAAGACUUGGCUGACCUCCGGGCCCACCAAUUGUCACACUUAAGUGAGCCCUGGAUUUGUCGACAAUCCGAAGGCGCCGAUGAAUGGAAGGAAGCAUUGAGUUCCGCACUUCGGAACAAAACAGGUCUCAAAUUAUUCGGUCAAACGAACGAUGAAUCCAUUAAUGAAGAAUUGAUUCAAAGAGAAGACAAUACAAGACAUGAAACACAAGACAAUAGAGAGAAGACAAGCGUUGAAGAAGUGGUCGACUCUGAAGACAAUGAAUCAAAUGAUGGCAUCGAUUGUCAUAUUAAUGAUGAAACAGAUGUUGGAAGUGAUGCCGAAGACAAUGACGACAACAAUCAUAUUAAUAAAGAUAUUACAAGAGAUGAGACACAAAGCGAAUCCAACAUUGAUUUUAAACCAAUAAUUGGUAGAAAUAAUACCGAAAACAAUGAGAAUAACAAUCAUAUGAAUGAAGACUUGAAUAAUAAAACUAAUGAAUUGAAUGACAACUCAAGUGGUAAUCAAUGCUCUCAUGAAUUAAACACAACAUAUAAUACACGGAAACGAAAGUACACUUCAAUGCAUAGCGAAGACAAUGACAGCGAAUGUGAAGAAUAUAGACCUGAUUUGAGUGACAAUGAAAUGGACGACAAUUCUGGCGAUGAAGGGAUGUCUGGGAAACCACUUCCUAAAGGAUCGGACAUGAAGUUAGUCUGCGAGGACUGUAUGAAGACAUUCACUGAUCAAUCAAGUCUACGAAAGCAUUCGUGUAAUGAUUUGAAUGCGAAGACUAAGAAUUCAAUGGUCUUCGAGCAGAGACUGGACGGCCGAUACGCGUGUCUUAUGGCCGCCUGUAAUGCGAUCUACGAUAACACGGCUGAUCUCCGGUCGCACCAAAUGUCACACUUGAAUGAGAAGUUUGCAAACAAUUGUGAUUUAGAUUUGAGUGACAAUCAAAUGGACAACAAUUUCGACGGUGAAGGGAUGUCUGGGAAACGGUUGCGAAGAGCGCCGAACGGGAAGUACUUGUGUGACUACAAGAGCUGCGGGAAGUCAUGCACUACCCGAUCAAAUCUACGAAAGCAUAGAUCCACUCAUUUGAGUGAUCAGAUGAAGGCAUCGAUGGUCUAUAAGAGGAGAUCCGACGGCCAUUUCGUGUGUCUAAUUAACGCCUGUAACGCUGUCUUCAACGCCAAGCAGGCCCUCCGCACCCAUCAAAUGUCACACUUGAAAGACUCGUUAAAGUGUCCGCAAACCGACCGCCCGUUUGCGGCCCACACGCGGGCGGCCUUUCAAAGGCACGCGAAGACACACAUAAUGCGGGAAAAGUGUCCACCGAUUGACUGUCCGAAUGAUGCGAACGAAGAAUUUAAUGACGAAUCAAUUGAUAGUCAAAUAAAGACAAAAACUAAUGACAAACGCAAACAUAAAUCCGCGGAAAGUGAAGACAAUGACAGCAAAACUGCAGAAUACGGUUCCGGUUUGAGUGACAAUGAAAUGGACAAUACAUUUGGCGUUGAAUGGAUAGUUGGAAACCCUUUGCGAAAGUCUCUUAAUGGCAAAUAUGUGUGCGAUUACAGGGGCUGUGGAUUGCAAUUCAUAACCCCCUCAACACUAAUGGGCCAUCAAUUUAAACAUUUGAAUGCAAAAGCAAAGAAGUCACUCGUGUUUAAAAAGAGAUCCGACGGCCGAUUCGUGUGUCUUAUAGACGAAUGUAAUGCUGUAUUCACAGGGCGUCGACACUUCAGAGGUCAUCAAAUAUUACACUUUAAAGAGCGGUUAAAGUGUCCGCAAACCGACUGUCCGUACACUGCGGUCAGCCGUUCAGCACUCGUUCAACACCGGAAGACACACCCGAAGCCAUACGCGUGCGACACGUGUGGCCUGAAGUGCAGAAGCAAUACGUUGUUAAGGAAACAUAAGCGCAGACAUAACGAUACGUUGAAGUUUCGGUGCGAAUGGCCAGAGUGUGGCCGACUCUUUGUAAAUAGAUCUCUAUUAAGAGAACACAUGAACACACAUACGGCUGCCGUUCACCACCCGUGCGAAUGGCCCGGUUGUGGACAAUCUUAUACUAAUAAAGGCUCGUUAUCUAUGCACGUUUCAAGAGUGCAUAAAGGGUUGGCUGAGUAUCGGUGCCAUUGGCCAGAGUGUGACUAUCAGAGCACAAAUCGCAUCCGACUUAACAAUCAUAUCCAUAGACAACACGAGGGUUUGGAUGACUACCAGUGCUCUCAUACGGGAUGUGAUUAUAAGACAUCAAAAUGUGCGCAGUCGCAGUACAAAAAGCACACCGACUUCUCUCUCCCACUCGCCAUCCGUUUCCACCCUUUAGUCGUUCGCCUGCCGUCGAGACGAACACUACAUAACGACUCGUUUUCACCGAAAACACGUGUUUUCAUCGCAAUGUCUAACCGAAGAGGACGUCGGCAACAGCCGGCGCCGCCUCCAGUCCUCACUCGUGCCGGCAGUCAGUCGAUGACUUCCACGAUGAGCGACGACGACAUCAGACGUUUGGCCGCGAGAUUGGCUCUAUUGGCGCCGUUAGCGCAGGGCAGCGGUACUGUGAACGUUACGGCUCCGCCCGUCUCACACCCGUCCACCGCAUCGACAGUCCCCGCAAAUACGGUGACCACGACUAGAGCCGGAUCACGAAUGACUCGCUACACAUUCGGUCCACAGCAACGAUCGGCGUCUUUGUCACGCAUCACAUCGGCUCAAACGCCACAUCAGUCACAGCCAACGCCUGCGCCGGCACCGCAGCCGCCGCCCGCACCGGCACCACAGCCGCCGCCUGCACCGGUUGCGCAACCCAGAGGCCGACCCUCUGCGGCACUCGUACCACCGCCGGUACCACCGUUUCGAUCACAGCGUUCCGCACCGCAUACGGUAUCGCAACCAUUUCAGCAGCCGUCGGCACCGUUAGCCGCAGCGGCUCCGACACAGCCCUCGACUCAGCCCACGACUCGUAGAUCAACUCACGUGCUCUGCGAUAAAUACAGCGGCGAUACGGACGAAGUCAAUGUCGACGAUUGGCUCCGUGUUUACGAGACCGUUACUAUCGAUUACACGGACUACGAGCGCGUGAUCGCACUCCCGCGCCAUCUCUCCGGUCGUGCGAUCGAGUGGUACGCGAAGAACAUCACGGAAUACGCCACCACCAUCUCGUGGGACGAGUGCGCGAACUCUAUGGUCGAACGUUUCGACAUUAACCGCGAAAAUUCGUAUCGCGCAGCCGUCAGUCGUCGCCUACAAAACGGAGAAUCGGUAUCCGACUAUUUCCACGAAAUGACUCGACACAUGUCUAACGCCGACGUCUCUGAACGCAAUCAACUCGUAAUGUUGACCGACGGUAUGUCGGAUUAUUAUCGCCCGCAUCUCUCAACGGCCGCUCCGCAAAGCAACCGCGAGUGGUUUAACAUAGCACUCGCCCUCGAAAAGGCAAAACCGCAGACGUCUGGUAGCCGACAACAGGCCGCCUAUUACGACGAGACCGACAAUGAAUCGCAACAAAACAGUCGUCGCAACACUGGACGGAAAUUUGAUAACUCGAAACCGCCGCCCGGCCCGUGCCGACACUGUGGCGCUAAUCAUUGGAACCGCGAUUGUCCGCAGCGACGAACCGCAUCGCAUCAGAACUCGUCCGCGCAAUCGACUUCAACGCAAGCGCCCAUCGCAUCAAAUUCGUCAAUCAAUACGAUAACGACACCGGGUUUCAUAUAUUACGAUACCACUGUCGACGGACACCCCGUUCGCGCCUUCAUCGACACCGGUUCGCACAUAACCGCCAUCUCAAAGGCCACCGCCGACAGAAUUGGUCUUAAGCCCGACCCCCGUACCGCACAAACGCUAAGUCAUGUUAACGGUCAAACUCGUACCGAAGGAAGCGCUAAAGCGAAGGUUCGUCAUCGGAACAUCGAAACAAUCGUAUCAAUCGUAAACCGUACCCAUCGAUACCAACUCGAACGCCAUGCCCGCACUGCUUCUACGAUCACGGAAAGCGUGAAAUGCAUUGGCGCCGUCACUGCCCGCGCAUCUGUUGUACUAACGGCUCCUGUCGUAAAUCGCAAUCGAAAGCCCGUACGACUAUCACUUCAGCGCCGGACGCGCACUCAAAGACUCGAACUUCUCGUUCCCGAAACCAGACACGCAUUCAUGAAACGAAACACAACGUAUCGUCGUUUCAUAUCGAUAAAUACGACACUAAUUGCGAGCAUUUCCCGAAACAUCUCGAGUAUCGCAAUACUCAGUCGAGUGCUCGACAAUCGCUUAACGAAACAAACCGUAACUCGUCUGUCGGACCCGAAGGUCCCGAUCCUAUCGAACAGACCCGCUGUUCCGCCAAUACUCGCUCACGAAGAGCCCGAACCGAAUCAAAACUUUGAAUCCGUAAAUCACGCAAACAAUCGUAACGAACGCCCGAAGAAUGACAACUCGUCGCCCACUUCUCAAUCGUUCGCGAGUUUCGACAAACAAUCGCAUUCAGUCCUAAACGUAUCCGAAGAUUGGAUCGCAAGAAAUAUCGUCUCCGAAGUCAACGUAGACUAUCGCCGACUACAAGCGCGUGGUAUCGGACACGACCACCGCGUCGAGAGUACUCUCCGCGGCCAAACCGGGGGGAAUGUAAGCGCAGUCGCAGUACAAAAAGCACACCGACUUCUCUCUCCCACUCGCCAUCCGUUUCCACCCUUUAGUCGUUCGCCUGCCGUCGAGACGAACACUACAUAA
Messenger RNA from Medioppia subpectinata, 6381 nucleotides. NCBI's taxonomy places the organism in Eukaryota, Metazoa, Arthropoda, Arachnida, Sarcoptiformes, Oppiidae. The record is from the annotation of a GenBank genome assembly.